AGGAAUCUUGAAAUUGUCUCCGCGUAAAAAGGAGAAGAGAAGAGGGAGUCGUUGUUGGUGUUGGUAAGGAAAGAGGUUAAAGGACCAGGAAUAUCCAUCCAGGAAGACGUUACCCGCCACCAGUCUCUCCCUCUCUGUCCACGCGUCCUUUUCCCAACCUUCCCUGCUCUCACUCUCUGUGCGCCCUUAAUUUUGGCACGCACGCUGUGUCUUCUCACCUUCCAAUUUCUGUUUCCUCCCUCCCCUUUUCUUCUCCUCUUUGGUUUUCUUUUCCUCCUCUCUCUCUCUCUCUCUCUCUCUCUCUGCGCAUUGCGUUGGUUCGUUGGUUGGUCGGUUGCUUGGAUGGUUGGGUCAAAUUAACCUCUGCUUUUCUUUGCAGCAUCAGAUUCGCGUUGCUUUGAAGUCAGCUUGUUUGGUGCUUUUACCAAAUUAUGAACUUUUUACUUUUUCUUGAGAAUCAACCUAUUAGAAAGUUGGGUUCUUUUUCUUCCCUUCAAUACAGGAACCUCUUGUAGAAUUUCAGGUGCCUUUUGUUUUCUUUAUAAUUUUUUGCCUCCUGGAAUGGAAUGUUUUCCUUGUAUUCUUGACUUGCUUUUAUAUUUCAAUCUUUCCUAGUCGGCUCUCUUGAUUUAUCGUCUGCCAGCAAAUUUAGGUUUCUUGGUACCAUCAAGCUCGCGUUCUAUUUCUAUCUCUUAGCUGCAAACGAUGGCUUUGAAUCUCUCUCGUGGCUCAAUCUUGCCUACGUAUCCUUCUUCUGUUUGGUACUCUAAUGGUUAUGUGAUGGAUCAAUACAAAGAAAAUAAUUUGGAUGGUGUUUGUGAUGAUUCGUCAAGUUCUUGGGGUUUCAAUUUGGAUUUGAGGAAUACCCAUUGGGGAACUGAAUUGGGUGGCUAUUGUGACCAUUCUGCUGAUGAUAUUGUGGAUCGGUUGCCUGUUGAUCCUUUUGGAAUGGGGAUAAGGUCUACUUUUACUGCUAUCACGGGUUGGCUUCAAGGUUUUGAAAAGGAACACGAAUCUUAUGGCUCUGGGUUGCAUGAAGCAUUUGAUGGUGGAUUAUUGGCAGGUUUCAAUUGGGCUUGGAAUAGUGCUGUGAUGUUUCAGCCGGAAGUUUGUGACCUGAGAUUUGAUGGAAUAUCAAUUCCAUAUGAUAGCUUUGAUGAGUAUGGGAUCAAUGAUGGAGGUUUCGUGUUGGAUGGCAAUGUGGAGGAGUUUCUGAGUUUUAGCGGGAACUUGGAUUUUUGUGAUGGAGCUAAGGAACUGCAAGUUGAAACUAAGGAAAUACAAGGUUGUAGCAUUAUGCAUCCUAAUAGUGAGGGGAGUGCUCCACAUGAUGCUAUAUUUUAUGCGUUGAGUUUUCUUGGUGUUAAGGACCUUCUUUCAGUUGAAAAGGUUUGUAGGUCUUUUCGUGAUUCAGUUAGAAGUGACCCUCUUCUAUGGAGGAGUAUUGUCAUUGAUUGGCCGUUGAAUGAGAUCGUCACUGAUGAUGUUCUUAUAAAGUUAACUGACAGGGCUCAAGGCACUCUUCAAGCCUUGACUCUAGUGCAUUGUGUCCAUAUCACUGACUUUGGGCUGCAGCGUGUGUUUGACCGAAACCCAAAGCUGACAAAGUUAAGUGUUCCAGGAUGUCUUAAAAUAAGUGUUGAGGACAUCUUGUUAAACUUAUGGACCUUGAAGUCUGCAGGCAAACCUGGAAUAAAGCAGUUAAGAAUUGGUGGUCUCUCUGGUAUAACAGAGAUGCAGUUUGAAGAGUUGAAAUUCUUGCUUGGUGCAGAUAACUGUGUUCAGUUUAGAGCACCAAAACCACGGUUUUUUCAUGGUGGGCUGUCACAUCUCUCUUGUGAUGAUGAUUGUGCCAUCGACGUUGAAGUGUGCCCCAGGUGCCAGAAACUAAGUUUAGUUUAUGAUUGUCCAGCAAAGAGUUGCCAAGGGAAACAUCAUGCUGAUCAGAUGUGCAGGGCUUGCACGCUCUGCAUAGCUCGCUGUAUUAGUUGUGGGUGCUGCCUUCAAGACACUGAUUAUGAGGAAACAUUUUGUCUAGACUUGCUCUGUAUGGUUUGUUUGGAGAAAAUACUCAAAUGUAGGCAUGGAGAAAAGGGUGCUCCCACGUGUGCCUUUUUUUGUCAGGAGAACAGGUAUCAAUUUUGCCUUAUUGGCUAAUGGAAAGACAUUGCAUAUUCGUUUGCUGUUGGUUGUGGAUUAGAAUCUACAAGGGUGGUUGGCUGUUCAGAAAUGGGCACAAGCUAUUUAAUGCAUGCUUGGUUGCCACAGUAAGGAGUUGUAUUACCAUGAGGAACUUGCAGCUUGUGAAGCUGGAGAUAAUCUCCGGAGGACCGGAGGAAGGAAAAGGGAAAUGAAAAAAAAAAAAUGAAAAAAUGAAAAGAAAAAAACACAGAAAAAAAGGAGGGAAGAAUAGAGAGAUGAGAAGAGGUUACAACAGAAAGGUUGAUUGAAAUAGGGAAAAGUAAAAAGAAAGGUGAGGUAAAAUAUAUCAGAGGUUGAGAAGUUUGGCUUGAACAUGUUUAGUUAGCUCAUGCCAAGUGGUUCCUGUCCUGGAGGGAGACUUACCAACAACCCCAAGGACCAAAGGACAAUGAAGAAAAUUUAGUAGGGGAAGUGGAGCAGUUGAUUGUUAGUGGAAGUGGGGAAAUCAUCAUCAAAGUCGAGUAAAAUUUUUUGGGUGCAGAAGAAGAGCAGCAGCCAUUUAUGGGGGGUCAAGCAGAAAGUUAUGGGAGAGCUGUUGGAGCACUGAUCUGUUUGUCAUAUACCAAGUUUGUGGAAUCUUGUUUUUAAGCAAAUAAUCAAUAAAUAAGUUGUAUCCAUUUAUAAAAUAUAAACCAAUUUUGUUUUUUUUA
Messenger RNA from Prunus dulcis (almond), 2852 nucleotides. Its product is annotated as F-box protein SKIP14-like. The record is from RefSeq and is a predicted model, not a curated record. NCBI's taxonomy places the organism in Eukaryota, Viridiplantae, Streptophyta, Magnoliopsida, Rosales, Rosaceae. The coding region runs from base 706 to 2157 and encodes 483 amino acids. Gene Ontology annotation, molecular function: protein binding. Gene Ontology annotation, cellular component: cytoplasm. The transcript has 3 exons.